Molecule: messenger RNA, 2183 nt
Organism: Mauremys reevesii (Reeves's turtle)
Lineage: Eukaryota; Metazoa; Chordata; Testudines; Geoemydidae
Gene: DET1
Product: DET1 partner of COP1 E3 ubiquitin ligase
Exons: 5
Coding region: 194-1849 (551 amino acids)
Biological process (GO): protein ubiquitination; positive regulation of proteasomal ubiquitin-dependent protein catabolic process
Cellular component (GO): cullin-RING ubiquitin ligase complex; nucleus
Molecular function (GO): ubiquitin protein ligase binding; ubiquitin-like ligase-substrate adaptor activity
Source: RefSeq, a predicted model, not a curated record
CUACCUGACGCCCCGCCCCGUGGCCUCCGGAAGCACUUCCGGGCUGGCGCGGUCCCCUCUUGCUGCCGUCACCAAGGCCGAGGAGGAGUCGUUAACAGCGGCGCCUUGGCGGAAAGAUGGCGGCGGCCAUAGAGUGACCGGAGAGCGGAGGCGCCGGGAUCCCGCUGCGGCCCGGGGAGGGAACGAUGAAGUGAUGGAUCAUGAUGCUCCGACCAUCAGGCCCCGCAGAAUCCAGAACCAGAAUGUCAUCCACCGCCUGGAGCGCCGAAGGAUCAGCUCUGGUAAGGCCGGCACCCAUUGGCACCAAGUCCGGGUCUUCCACCAGAAUGUCUUCCCCAACUUUACUGUGGUCAACGUCGAGAAGCCGCCCUGCUUCCUGCGCAAGUUCUCCCCCGAUGGGCGCUACUUCAUCGCUUUCUCCUCGGACCAGACCUCCCUGGAGAUCUACGAGUAUCAGGGCUGCCAGGCAGCAGAGGAUCUCCUGCAGGGUUAUGAGGGAGAGAUCUUGGCCAAUGGCAACGACCAAAGAUCUGUCAACAUCCGUGGGCGGCUCUUUGAACGUUUCUUCGUCUUGCUUCAUAUCACCAACGUGGCCUCCAAUGGUGAGCACUUGAACCGCGAGUGCAGUUUGUUCACAGAUGACUGUCGCUAUGUAAUUGUUGGCUCUGCUGCCUACCUGCCUGAGGAACCUCACCCCCCAUUUUUUGAGGUUUAUCGCAACAGUGAGUCAGUGACCCCUAAUCCCAGGUCCCCCUUGGAGGACUAUUCUCUGCAUAUCAUAGAUCUUCACACAGGUAGACUCUGUGACACAAGGACAUUCAAAUGUGACAAAGUCAUCUUGUCUCACAACCAGGGCCUAUACCUGUAUAAGAAUAUCUUGGCUAUUCUCUCUGUGCAGCAGCAGACUAUUCAUGUCUUUCAAGUGACACCUGAGGGCACAUUCAUUGAUGUACGGACUAUAGGUCGCUUCUGCUAUGAGGAUGAUCUCCUGACCCUGUCCGCUGUCUAUCCAGAAGUGCAGCGAGACACUCAGACAGGGAUGGCAAACCCGUACAAAGAGCCCUUCAUAAAUUCUCUGAAACACAGACUGUUGGUGUACCUGUGGAGGAGGGCAGAGCAGGAUGGGAGUGCAAUGGCAAAAAGGAGGUUCUUCCAGUACUUUGAUCAGUUGAGGCAGCUGCGCAUGUGGAAAAUGCAACUGUUGGAUGAGAGCCAUCUGUUUAUUAAAUACACCAGUGAAGAUGUGGUCACAUUGAGGGUGACAGACCCUUCGCAGCCUUCGUUCUUUGUUGUGUACAACAUGGUGACCACAGAGGUUAUUGCUGUGUUCGAGAACACUUCGGAUGAGCUUCUGGAGCUCUUUGAGAACUUCUGUGACCUCUUCAGGAAUGCCACCCUGCACAGCGAGGCGGUCCAAUUUCCCUGCUCAGCUUCCAGUAACAACUUUGCCAGACAGAUCCAGCGCCGGUUUAAGGACACUAUUGUGAAUGCAAAGUAUGGAGGGCACACAGAGGCUGUGCGGAGGCUGCUGGGUCAGCUCCCAAUCAGCGCUCAGUCUUACAGCGGCAGCCCUUACCUUGACCUCUCCCUCUUCAGUUAUGAUGACAAGUGGGUGUCAGUCAUGGAACGGCCAAAGACAUGUGGAGAUCACCCCAUCAGAUUUUAUGCCCGGGAUUCUGGCCUUCUGAAGUUUGAAAUCCAAGCAGGACUCUUGGGCCGACCCAUCAAUCACACAGUACGACGCCUGGUUGCAUUCACCUUUCACCCCUUUGAGCCCUUUGCCAUCUCGGUGCAGCGGACUAAUGCAGAAUAUGUUGUUAAUUUCCACAUGAGGCACAGCUGCACAUAGUACAAUACUGGGCUGGGGCAGCUGUUGCCAUCGUGGACACACCAAAGCCGGACACUCAUGCCUUCUAGGAAACCAAACCAUUGGUCACCGAAGGAACCUGACCUGGAAGCCCUAACCAACCAGCAUUGUUCCCCAGCGUCUGCAGCUGGCACUCGCAAGCCAUUGAAAGAGAAUCCCAUUGUGCUUCUGAAGAAGCCAUCUUGAUUGGAGAUUAGUCUUGUGACCUUUUCUUUCUAUAGAUACCAUCCAGUUCAUAUUGCCAAAGCCCCUUGUUGCAUUAAACCCUGUCUUUUCCCACACCUAUUGGUGAACAAAAUGUAGCUGAGAAACCUUA